This is a messenger RNA of Adineta ricciae, 873 nucleotides long. Lineage: Eukaryota; Metazoa; Rotifera; Eurotatoria; Adinetida; Adinetidae. The record is from the annotation of a GenBank genome assembly.
AUGUUCACUUUCAUCAUUAUUUUAUCUAUUUGUCUUUUAUACAUAUCUCUGAAAAACAAACUGAUCAAUGUACAGCUUUCAUUAACAAGUUUAGAACAAUAUGAACAAGUAUACAUUCAAUAUGCCGAUACUUUGAGUUGUCCAUGUAAUGAAAUCUCAAUAAAACAUGGAGAACUUGUUAAACUGGCACCAUCCUAUCAUGAAGUUUGUUCAUUAAAUUCUUUAAGUGAAGAAUGGAUUCAUUAUUUAGCCGAUACUGACAGUACAGAUCUAUCGGGACUUGAUACAGCGGUACCGUUUCAGUUUCAAUUGCUUAAAUCACUAUGUCGAUUAUCACGAGAAGCAGUUUAUUCGAGUUUGAUACAAUUGCACUCAACAACACGGGCCAACAAUCAACUGAUUUCAAGAGAUUCAUUCCAAAAACGAAUUGAUAAUAUGUGCUGUCUCAACAACUUAUACAACAAAUUGGAACCAUCUUUUUAUUAUGAAAAAGAAUGGUGGCCAAUAUUUUUUACAUCAGAAGUCUAUAAUACUAGUUCAUGUACAUGUGCAGCUUCGUUACACUGUCUAAAACCAGCUACAAUCGAUGACAUACCCAUUGCUGGCUUCUUUGUUGGUUGCUAUCCGAUUGAAGCUAUACUACACUCGGCAUCGGAAUGUGUAUAUAAUAGAACAUGUAUUGAUUUAAUUCAAAUGAAUGCUUCUGAAACGCCCAUAGCGAUCAAAAUGAGUCUUUUACAAUCGAAAUAUAAAUAUGAUAUCAAUGAAACUGUUCAACAUAAGAUUGACCGAUUAUUCAUUGAUGAGUGGAGAAUCAAUCAUUCUUAUGAAAAUUAUUCUGACAAAUGUCACUCAAUGGAAUGCACUUCAUAG